Soboliphyme baturini is the source of this 723-nucleotide messenger RNA. The record is from the annotation of a GenBank genome assembly. Lineage: Eukaryota; Metazoa; Nematoda; Enoplea; Dioctophymatida; Soboliphymatidae.
AUGCCGUUCGUGCUUCGAUCCGUGCCUCCGUUGAGGAUCACCGGCCGUUUGCCGGAAUCGUCCUCUGGUUCAAGCGGGCGAGCCUCGCGCGACCACGCCCACGUGCUGUACCGUUGUCAGACGGCGCUGGUCAGCCUCAUGCUUCAACUGGACGUGCUCAGUCGCCACGCCGAGUCGGUGAUGAUGGCCGUCAACGACGAACUGUACGUUAGCACUCGCAGAGCCGACGCACUGUGCAUCCGAGUCCAGCAGUUGCAGACCAGCAUGUGCCAAAUGAUGACGCGAUCGUCGUGCUCAUCCGUCGUCAAGCGACGUAAGUGUAUGAUUUGCUGUCGCUUACGCGUAAUGACCGCUAUUCACCGGCGUUUAUACGCAGGAGUCACCGGCGACCUCACCGGCGACCUGAGCCGCGCUAUCCGCGCCGUGAAGCACUUCUCCAGCGCCAACGUGAGGGACGCGGACGCGUGCCUCGGCGACGGCGACCUCUUCCUGCCGUCUACCCGUCCAGCCGAAGUUCAGGUUUUGCACGACUCAGUCGGUGACUAUGACCGGGCUGCCGCCGUUUCGCAGUUCUUGAGCGUUUCCACCAGCAGUUGCUGUACGCACACCGGCACCAUCGCUUCACAACCUCAAAACGGACUGCUUGCCGACAUCUCCAAUGGCGUCAUUUCCUGUUUCGAUUGUCAGGUUUGUUCAGAAUCUCACUCGAUCCUGAUUCUGUAA